AUGUACGAGGAGACGGACGUCCUCGCCAACGUCGACCCGAUCCUCCAGGUCCUGUCGGCCAAGAAGGUCAACGCCGCCAACCAGGCCCAGGACCGCUACCGCCUCAUCCUCUCGGACGGCGACCACUUUGCCCAGGCCAUGCUCACCACGGGCUUGAACCACCUCGUCGCCGGCGACACGCCCAUCAUCGGCAAGAACGCCGUCGUCAAGCUCCAGACGUACGCCGUCAACGUCGUCCAGAACCGCCGCAUCAUCAUCGUCCUCGCCGUCGAGCUCGUCGACGACACCAUCCCCGACAAGAUUGGCUCGCCCACCUCGAUCGAGACGGCCGUCCAGGCCGGCGCCGCCGCACCGGGUGCCGCCGCCGCCGCCGCCGCCGCCGCGACGGCCGACGCGCCCAUGCGCGACGCCGUGUCCGAGUCGUCGUCGCGCGCCGCCGGUGGUGGACGCGGCGGUGACAGCAUCGCCAACGCGCCCGUCUACCCGAUCGAGAGCCUGAGCCCGUACCAGAACAAGUGGACGAUCCGCGCCCGCGUCACGAGCAAGUCGGACAUCCGCCACUGGUCCAACCAGCGCGGCGACGGCAAGCUGUUCAGCGUCAACCUUCUCGACGAGUCGGGCGAGAUCCGCGCGACGGGCUUCAACGAGGCGUGCGACAAGCUGUACCCGAUCCUCGAGGAGGGCAAGGUGUUCCGCAUCUCGAGGGCGCGCGUCAACAUCGCCAAGAAGCAGUUCAGCAACCUCGCCAACGAGUACGAGAUCACGUUCGAGAACAACACCGAGGUUGAGCCCGUCAACGAGGAGAAGGACGUCCCGCAGGUCCAGUUCAACUUUACGCAGCUCGCCGAGUUGACCAACAUCGACAAGGACGGUACGUGCGACGUGCUCGGCGUCGUGCAGGACAACGGCCAGGUGUCCGAGAUCACGGCCAAGGCGACGCAAAAGCAGAUCAAGAAGCGCGAGCUCACCAUCGUCGACCGGUCCCAGUACGCCGUGCGCGUCACACUGUGGGGCCGCCAGGCCGAGAGCUGGACCGAGCUCGACAAUGGCAUCGUCGCCAUCAAGGGCGUCAAGGUCGGCGACUUUGGCGGCAGGAGCCUGAGCGUGUCGGGCAGCUCGACCGUCGCCGUCGACCCCGACAUUCCCGAGGCCCACGAGCUGCGCGGAUGGUACGACACGGCGGGCGCCACCCAGUCGUUCCAGUCGUUCUCGUCGGGCGGUGCGGGCGCCGGCGCCGGCUCGUUCAAGUCCGACGCGUUCAAGGCGCUCAAGGACGUCGUCGACGAGAACCUCGGCAUGUCGGAAAAGCCCGACUACUUUUCGACGCGCGCGACCGUCAGCUACGUCAAGGGCGACAACCUGAGCUACCCGGCGUGCCCGACCGACCGCUGCAACAAGAAGAUGAGCCAGGAGGGCGACCGCCAGUGGAGGUGCGAGAAGUGCGAGAUGACGUACGAGGCGCCCCAGUACCGCUACAUCAUCUCGAUGUGCGUGAGCGACUACACGUCGCAGAUCUGGGUCUCCGGGUUCAACGAGGUCGGCGCCGACCUGUUUGGCAAGACGGCCGACGAGAUGCAGCAGCUCAAGGAGGACGACGACCCGCAGUACCAGGGCGCGAUCGCGAGCGCCGUCGGCAAGGCGUACAACCUCAACGUCAAGGCAAAGGCCGACUCGUUUGGCGACCAGACGAGGGUCCGGUACCAGAUCCAGCGCAUGGCGCCCGUCGACUGGGUCGAGGCCGCCAAGACGCUCGCGAGCCAGAUCGAGGCGUGGUGA
Molecule: messenger RNA, 1776 nt
Organism: Rhodotorula graminis WP1
Lineage: Eukaryota; Fungi; Basidiomycota; Microbotryomycetes; Sporidiobolales; Sporidiobolaceae
Exons: 7
Coding region: 1-1776 (591 amino acids)
Biological process (GO): DNA recombination; DNA replication; DNA repair
Cellular component (GO): nucleus
Molecular function (GO): DNA binding
Source: RefSeq, a predicted model, not a curated record